Messenger RNA from Limulus polyphemus (Atlantic horseshoe crab), 3061 nucleotides. RefSeq names its product ATP-binding cassette sub-family F member 3-like. Lineage: Eukaryota; Metazoa; Arthropoda; Merostomata; Xiphosura; Limulidae. The record is from RefSeq and is a predicted model, not a curated record. Gene Ontology annotation, molecular function: ATP binding; ATP hydrolysis activity. The transcript has 18 exons. Bases 196 to 2334 code for a protein of 712 amino acids.
AGACGUGAAACUCCUGAGCGCAAGACUUAAGACUGCGAAGAGGGCAGUGCAAAUUAAUACUAAUACUGUUAUUAGUAUUACUAGUAUUAUAACUUCUGGUUACUUCUUGAAUGGGAGUUUGCGAAGUUUAAUUUUAAUAGUUUAAGCACAGUCAAGUUUAAAAAGAUUAGUUACAACUUCAUUUAACGGUUUAUUAUGGAUGGUACUACAGAGAUCUUGACAUCUGUAUUCCCUCACAUGGAUCAAGAACUUUAUGCAUAUAUUGAAGGAGUCUUGGAUGGAAGUAAGGAUGAAUUCAAUUCUAUUGAAGAAGUAUAUGAUGCAGUUGGGGAGGUUCUUCAUGAAGUUGCAGGUGAAAAUAAGAAUGAAGAGGAGAUACGAGAGAUUUGUAGCCAACUGUUAUAUGCAUUGAAAGGAAACCUGGAAGAACCAGAUAACAAGGAACACAAAGUUUUGGAUGCCCCUGUACAUCUUGGGAGAAUGGCCGAACAGUUUGAAAACAAUGCUGAUGAAAUUAAAAGCAUCUGGAUGAAGCAACGCGACAUGGUUUCGCAAGUGGAUCAGAGAAAACUAGAAAAAGCAGAAGCUAAGCUAAAACAGAAACAAGAAAAGAGAGAUACAACAGAUAAGCCUGCCACUAAUCAGUUGAUAUCAAAUACAGAAGCAACUGCAAGUCAGUCAGUGAGUAAGAAAGAAAUUAAACUCGAAGCCAAAGGAAUGAACAAGACACAGGAUAUUAGAAUUGAAAACUUUGACGUUGCUUUUGGAGACAAAAUACUUCUUCAAGGAGCUGAUUUGACUCUUGUGAAUGGAAGACGAUACGGUCUGGUGGGACGGAAUGGAAUUGGGAAAAGUACUCUCUUGCGCAUGAUAUCAAUGAGACAGUUAAUGAUCCCUUCGCAUCUCUCUGUGUUACACGUCGAACAGGAAGUGGUGGGGGAUGAUACUUUGGCUCUUCAAAGUGUGUUAGAAUGUGAUGAAGUUCGACAGCGACUGUUAAGAGAAGAACAAGAGUUAACGGCUCGAGUAAAUGCUGCGGGGUCAGAUGGAGAUGAUCCGUUAACCAAUUCUCGUCUUGCUCAAGUUUAUGCAGAACUGGAGCACAUAGAAGCGGACAAAGCACCGGCACGAGCAUCUGUGAUUUUAGCAGGUCUUGGUUUUAGUGCUACGAUGCAAAGAAAAGCAACCAGGGAGUUCUCUGGUGGGUGGAGGAUGAGAAUAGCUCUGGCGAGAGCACUUUUCUCAAAGCCAGACAUUCUACUGCUCGAUGAACCCACUAAUAUGUUGGACAUGAAAGCCAUUAUAUGGUUAGAAACAUAUUUGCAGAACUGGCCCACUACUCUUCUUGUUGUAAGUCAUGACCGAAAGUUUCUAGAUGCCGUACCAACUGACAUUAUACACUUCCAUAGUCAUCGAUUAGAAUGUUAUCGGGGUAACUAUGAAGUGUUUGUUAAGACUAUGACUGAGAAACUGAAAAAUCAACAGCGAGAAUAUGAAGCUCAACAACAGUUUAAGGCCCACGUUCAGGAAUUCAUUGACAAGUUUCGCUACAAUGCUAAACGAGCUUCCCUAGUUCAGAGUAAAAUCAAAAUGCUUGAAAAACUACCAGAACUAAAAGCUGUAGAGAAAGAAGCUAUUGUGACUCUUCGGUUUCCAGAUCCUGAACAACUUUCACCUCCAGUUCUUCAGUUGGAUGAAGUGUCUUUUAACUAUGAAACUAGUGUGUCCAUUUUAAGUCGUGUGAACUUAUCGGCUAACAUGCAAUCUCGUAUCUGUAUAGUAGGAGACAAUGGGUCAGGAAAGACCACUUUGUUAAAGCUGUUAACGGGUGAACUUGAACCCACAGGUGGAUUCCGUCAUGCACAUAGAAACUUGAAGAUCGGUUACUUUAACCAACAUCAUGUUGAUCAAUUAGACAUGUCAGUAUCAUCUGUAGAAUUUUUGGCUGGAAAAUUUCCAGGUAAAUCAUCAGAAGAAUAUAGAAGACAAUUGGGAAGGUUCGGUGUAACGGGUGAUCUUUCUUUGCAACCUAUUGCAAGUCUUUCUGGUGGUCAGAAGAGUAGGGUUGCUUUUGCUGCAAUGUCCAUGCUUUUCCCUAACUUUCUUAUACUUGACGAGCCUACUAACCAUCUCGAUGUUGAGACCAUUGAAGCUUUAGGAGAAGCAUUAAACAAAUUCACGGGAGGAGUUGUGUUGGUAUCCCACGAUGAGCAACUAAUUCAGUUGGUAUGCAAGGAGCUGUGGGUGUGUACAGAAGGAACCGUACAUACUAUAGAAGGGGGUUUUGUAGAGUAUAGAAGAGCUGUAGAAAAUGAAUUGGCUGCCCAAGCUUAAUGUGGGAAAAGAAGCUGUAAGACACAAUAGGUUUAGCAUUCGUGCGAGCAUCUUUUGUUAUUUUGUCUAUAAUUAUAAUACGUUUCACUUACAUGUGUAUAUAUAUGUAUAUAUACCGAAUUGUGUAUUAAAUAGUUGGCAUUAUUCAUGAUGAUGAAAAAAUUGUCUGUUGUGAGAAAGUAUUUUAUACGAUAAUAAAGACUCGUUAGUAAAAAAGAAAGGUCUGUUUACCAGACUUAUUUUAAAGUCAUUUUGAAUGUUAACUUGAAAGUUGUUGGUAAUUUGUGUCCAAAGUUGUCACAAUUUAGUUAAAGUAAGAGAUGCUUUGCAAUACCAGAAUUUUUCUUAAUUUUUUUAUAUAAUUUUGUAAGAACUUUCUUAUUCUAUCAAAUGUGACAGGUGACCAAAAAUAAUUUUUCUUUCUUUGUCAAGAGAUAAAGCAUUGGUGGUGCAGAAAUGUUGUGUCUUACAGUUUUGGUGUUUUAGUGAAAAUAAAUGUAAUAAAAUAGAAAAAUUGUUUUGAAGGAAUAACAGUAAAGCAUGUUUUACUGUGAUUGCUGGUGCAACUUUAAAGGAUGACCAUGUGACCUACAGUACUAUAUUUAUCGUUUGGUUAAUAACCUGUUUUAAAGAUAAAUCAAGCCUAUAUUAUUUAUAUAAAUAUUUGUUUUUUUUCAAUAUUAUGUAUUUUGAAUUAUCUCCACUUGAUAAAAACCAUGUGAUCCUU